This is a messenger RNA of Podarcis lilfordi (Lilford's wall lizard), 12313 nucleotides long. The record is from the annotation of a GenBank genome assembly. Lineage: Eukaryota; Metazoa; Chordata; Lepidosauria; Squamata; Lacertidae.
AGUCUCGGCCAACACGUUUCGCUGCCGGGAAGAGGAAGACUUUGAGGUUGUUGUUGUUGUUUUUUUACUUAAGCCUGACUCUUUUUAUCUGUACCGCGUUAGGCCCCGCCCCUCCAUCUAGGUGGCCGACCGAGAGGCCCUAUCGGCGCUUGUGGCAGCAGCAGCCGCCUCAGCAGCAGAAGGAACCGGAGCAGAGCGAACUACGACCGCCGCGCGAGAGGCGGACGCCCGGCUCCUAUCACAGCCGCCGCUGCCGCAGCAGCCGCCGCCAACAACAUGGUGAAGAUCUCUUUCCAGCCGCCCUUCGCCGGCAAAGACCAGUCCAAGAAGGAGGCGGCCGAGGUGCUGGUGGCCGACAAGGUGAGCGCGGGUCGAAGCUGCGACGUCGGCCCGUAACCGGCCGCCCUUUAAUCUCCCUUCCCCCACCGGCGCCAUUUUGUGGUGGCGGCGGCAGCGGAACGGGAAUUAGAAGGGAAGUAAAAACACACGACGGAGAGUGCGGGGGGGGGGCGCGCAUCGGGAGCGCUCCCUCCACCAGCACUUGCACCCCAAUAACGCAUCUUCGGGGAGCAAAAUAAUGGCGCCGCUGCCUUGGCGAAGGCCUCUUUAACCCCAAAGGCAGCCCCAUUCCUAAGCCUCCCUUGGCCGCUUCAGAGACCGGGUCCUGUCAUCUGUAGCCGGACAGCUCUUUCGCCUUUUCAGACACACACCCAUCUGCCCCCCCCCUUAUUUAAACCCAUUUCGCAAUCGGCAGGUGCCUUGGAUCCAUAGCUGUCAACUUUUCCCUUUUCUUGCGAGGAAUCCUAUACAGAAUAAGGUGAUUUCCCUUUUAAAAAAAGGGAAACGUUGACAGCUAUGCUUGGAUCAGGCCGCGGACCCCCCUAGCUUUUCUAGCCCGCACCUGCAUUAGGCGCGUAUAACGUGUGUGAUAAUAAUAAUAAUAAUAAUAAUAAUAAUAAUAAUAAUAAUAAUACACGACAGCCCCUGCCUGCAGACUCAUACUCCCAAAAAAGACGACACCAAAAAAGAGAGAGGAACUGAUAGUGACAGUGGUGGUUUUAAGGGUAAGGGGAGAAUUAAUGCUGCUGCUGCUGCUGCUGCUUGUGAUUUGGAUUGCAAAGCUGCCUUGAGUGUAUGUGAAAUUUAAGUAAUAGUUGCUGGGUUUUUUAAUAACAACAAUAGCAUUAAAACAUAUUUUCUCCUGCGUUUGACUGGGUGUAGUGUGCUGGUUUGUGACUCCCUUAGUCCAACACUUGCAACCCAGCAGUGGUUUAGUUGUGGAGUAGCCUGCUGCAAGCAUCCCAGACACUGCACCUUAUAAAAGGAUGCUGGUGUUCCAUAACACAAUGGUAUGGCAGAUGCUUUGCAUGAAGAGGCUGCCAGGUUUUAAUCCCUUGCCUCUCCAGCUACAUAAAGGAUCUCUGCUAGCAUGUGCAAGACAUUUGUCUGAGAUCCCGGGACACAGUAGUUUAAGCUGACAUUGAUUCUAAGUCCACCGGUUAAAAGUGCAGAAGUAGGUCACACCCACACAUGUAAGGGGGGGGGACGUUGCACCUGUGUAAAUGUACCUGUUCAUUAUGGGGGUUUCUACUUUGCCUUUUAAACAACUUAUCAGUGUGCCUACCCAAAAUAUAUACAUCAGAGUACACAUAUGGGUAGUGUUGAAUGAGCCCUAGGCAAGUGGGGGUAGGAUUUGAGCAUAAGUCUUCCACUUCUUUCAGGUUCUGGAGCCCUCUCAAAUGCAUUAGGGGACCACUUCUAUUCUUCUUUUAAACAGGCUUCUUUUAAAGCCUGUUUCAUAGUUGCCCUAAGUGUUGUAUUGGUGGGUUUUGCUUAUUUACAUUAGGAUAGCUAGUGUCUGUCUUUUUCUGGCCAAAUGCUCUUUUUUGUGUUUUCCUGCACAAAAGUUGUGACUCAUUCUCAAUUUAAAGAAGUGGUUGAUUGACAGUGCAUAUGUUUGUGCAUGAUUGCAUUUGGAAAUGGUUGCAAACAUGUACUGGGGAGCAGCAGGCAGUUGAAGAACACCACAUUGUGACACAAAUACUUGCUUCACUUGCGAUAGCUGUGUGCCAUCUCUUACUUUGUAGCUUGUAAAGCAACCUUAAUUGCCUCGGUACUAACAGAUCUCUGCUUUAUCCUCAUGUUGGAAAUAGCUACACUUCCAUUGCAGGAUAGAUCCGGGUAGUGGAAAGCUGGUUGAUUGUAGAUCCCAUGUGAUCACUGAAUAUUUUAAAUCCUUAAUUUUCAGUAAAAUCCACAAUGCAUUAGAAACUAAAUGCAAGCUCUUAAUAACAUAAUCUUAAAUUUGGCCUUCUAUCCCUGCCCAUUUUUACCUGGGAGAAAGCUCACUAAAUGCAGCGUGGCUUGUUUCUGAUGAAAGAUGUACAUUUGAUUGGUUUGCAGAUAUGUCUUGACUCUGAUGGAGAGUUCAUGCCUAAAUUUGAGGCAUGUGAAGGCCUAGUUCCAAAACUUUUGAGUUUUCAUUUAUACAAAAGUGUCUCAACAUUACAGGUGAUCCAUAUUUUAUGGUUCUAAGCAUAUUUACAUGGAAGCAAAAUCUACAGAAGGCCCCAAUAUUUCCCUUAGCAAAACAUAACAAAGAUAACCAUCACAUGCAUCCUCCUCACCCAAGAGGAGUCUGACUAGACAACCUUGCCUAGUUUCCUGUCUAGUAGUCAAAAAAACAGGUAUGAGUGGUGCAUAAAUAGAAUCCUUUCAAACAUCAAAUGGAAAUGUUGCUUUGUUUUCACAGAUGUUUCCUCUCUUCUUACUUUCAUUUUAGGUGAAAUAAUUGAACUGAAAUGUGCCUGAACCCUUAUUUCCUACAAAUUUCCAACAAGUGGCAGACCUGCUUUUUCUAGUGUUACAGUUCACUUUUCUCAUAAAGCAAAAGCAUUAUGAGAAAUUUGUUUUGCAAUUCAGCAUUUGUAUUGGCAUAAUGAUUCAGAGGGUGGAGGCUACUGAUGACUAGCAAAGUUUAUGCAACAUCCCCGGUUUGGUUCCUGAUAACCAGCCAAAGAACCUCUUGGAGCAGAGAGUCUGGGAAAUAUUUCUUUGUGAGCCUUUAGGAGAUGCUGCUAGGCAGGCUUGUAAUACACAUGAUAGGUACAGACCUGUCUUCAAAUGUUGGGUUACUAUGUAAUCUCUGUAAAGCAGUGGUACAAUGUAAUGUGCCAAAAGGAUGCAAUGUGCCAAAAGGUACUCUCCGCCCCCACAUUCAGUCCCUCAAAAAUUUCCCAGUCAGGUUAUAGACUAUGCAUAACUAAUUUUCAUGUCUUUCUCUAAUGUUAUAAAUCACAUAUUCUACUCCCACCUCUAGACAGGACUGCAGCAGACAUCCAAUUGGCCUGGAUCUGCCACUGAUUUGUGUAGUUGGACCAAUAGUCUGCUGAAUAGACAAUAUUGGGCAAGUUAUAAGGCAGCUUCAUAUGUUUAAACAUGCAACUAUUAGUACUAUAAUGAAAUUUGGCAGGUAGUUACUUGAAAAGAAUGAAUUGCUGUUUGGGAUUGUGAGAUUAGCCAAUUAAUGUGCAGGCUCACUUGUUAUUAAGUAUCAAGAAGACAUGCAUGACAGUUCUUUGGGCAGAAAGGAAAUACUGUUGUGGCUGUUAACAUUCUAAUACUAAUUUUGCUAUUUACUGCAGAAUGCUAUUUUAUUAUCUGCAGUCUUGCAAAACUUAUACUUGAACAUACAGUUUUAACAUUUUGAACUGUCUAACAUUGCAUAAGAGUCUAAGGUCGAGUUUAUUGCUUUCUGAUUUUUUUUCUGGUGGGCUAGGGGCGCAACUGUUUGUGUAUUAUCCUGUGUCUGGCACAUUCAGAAGAAUGUUUAGCUUUCCAGCUUCAGGGUUGUUCCCCACCCUGCAAUUCAGUGAGUUCCUUGCAAAAAGGGAAGGGCUAAAAAGAGAUGAUUGUAAAUAUUUUGGUUUUGGUGUUACUAAUAUUGGGAUUUUCUGUAAUACAUGAAGUUGAAUUAAACCAGGCUUUGACUGGAAUAAAAUAUAUAUUUGUGCAUGAAAUUAAAUUGUCUUGAUCUUUGCAAUAGUACAUGAGUAGUUGUCCCAAAAGCUGAUGUGGAAAUAACCAGUGUUGCUAGUAAUUACUUGUGAACUGUGCAGGAACAGUACAUUUUAUGAUUGUACAGGUAGCACAUUGGUGCCUGCUCUUUUCUUCGUUUACACUGGAUCAGUUAAAAGGCAGGUUACAACUUGACCACGGUGCCUGACUCCGGAUUUUUGAAGAUGCUUGGCUUCAACUAAAUGACAUAAUUGAAGCUGGAAAAAGCAUAUUUAAUUUUAACAUGCUAGCAUCAGAUUUCAAGAUGCUUGAGCAAACUAGUGAAGAAAUCUUCCUGGCUUGUAUAUACACAGCUGAACACUUGAUGAAGUUAACUACAUGUAGAGCAGAACUGAAAUUAUAUUAGACAAUUAUAUGGAUUCUGAAACUUUAGAACCCAAGCUACUUGCUUACUAAAAGUGCAAAUAUGUUUUGGCUGUUAGUAUUGCCCCCCCCUUUUUUUAAAAAGCCACAUAUCUAGCACUGUUAACUGGCAAAAUUGCUUCAACAGCAUAUUAGGUUCUCGGAGAACUAGAAUAUUAUUUGCAUAGUAGAAGUUCAGAAUCUGCUGAUGCUUCUUUUUCGAUAGUUUAUAACUUGCUGUUCCUCUUCUAAAUAUGAGGGUGGAGAGGUAAGCAGGAGGAAUGUCUCAUCUUGCCAACCCUUUGAAUACUUUCAUAGUCCUACUGUACUGAUUAUUUGAGUGGACAAAGAUCCUUGAAAUCGGUUCAACAUCUGAAUUUCCUGUUUUAAAACUCAGUAUUUUUUAAAAAUAUUGCAAACGCCACACUGAAACCUCUCAGCUGAUAAUGCUCUUGAACAAACAAGGCUAAGUAUGCAUGUCAUUGAGUCAUACUGCUUUUGUUUUUAGAAUUAUGGAAAUAAUCUUCCUUUUGAAGUCACACACCUCAUAAAUAUGAUCUUGAUGUUAGCAACUAUGGAUUGGAAGGUCAUCAGAAUUUUGUGGUUUUGUGUAUAUUUGCAGUUAACCACAACCCCUUUAAAUGUUCUUUGCCAUAAAUAUGAGCAAGGAGCAAAUGGUGUUGAAUAAGUAAAUUGACUUUUUAUAACUUUAAAGAGUUAUAGAAGUUAUAACUGCCAGAUGUUACUGAGGAACAGCUCCAAUCACCCCUGACCAUUGGCCAUGAUGUCUGGAACUGAUGGGAAUUGGAGUUCAACAUUUAGAAUGCCACAGGUUCCCCAUCCCUGCCUAACACUUAAGGAAGGAUUGACUUGGAAGGGGAGGGAACAAUGAGCUUAAUUAUGUUGAGGGAAGUUUAAAAUGUGAAACCUUUAUUUUUGCAGCCUAGUAGGCAAAAUUCACUGUAGCAUCGUUCUGUAAUUUAACAGGAGGCACAACUCCAUCUGUAGUUUUUUAAAGGCAAUUCACUGCUUGUGUUUAAAGCAGAUGUUAUGGCAUCCUUGUUUUAAACACAAACAAAGGGCUCAAAACACAUUCCAUUCUGCUAUGAAUGAAAUAUAGGUGUACUAUGGCAUCCUUGGGUCAAACAUUUCUCAAGGGUGUUGUCUGGUACUGUUGGCUUUCACCUUGAAGUGUGGUAUCAUCCUGCUGAGUCAAGGUGAGGUGUAAUUAGUUAAAGAAAAUAUUGUCUCCAAGACAACAAAGAACUUAAGUUCUCUCUCUCUCUCUCUCUCUCUCUCUCUCUCUCUCUCUCUCUCUCCUGAAGGAUCCAGAAGUUGCAACACAUGGGCACGAAAGUUCAUCUGGAAGAUGUCUGCUGAUUCUUUUGGGUCUUGCGCUUAUAUUAGCAGGAGUGGUGGUUGGUGGAGCCUGCCUCUAUAAGUACUUCAUGCCAAGGGUAAUGGAAAUACAACUCUUCCCCCCUUUUUUUCUUUUGCAGAUAAAAUUGACAAAUUUGAUAAACAUACAAAAUAAGCAUAAUAUUCCACACAGUGUAAGCAUGAUAUGUAACUGAAUUGGAAUAUGGGUCUAAACUUAGAUCUGCACCUCAGAGCGGUGGCACUGAGGAAGCUAAGAACUUAAAAAGUGAAUAUGCCUAGAUUCCUCUCAUGUUUGUGACUGGGACAGCCAGGGUUAUCUUGCUGAACUGAGGCCUCAGUCCUGGGAGCCACCAUCUUGGCUUUCCCCCUUCUUGUCCUUGUACUGUGAUUGGCCCCAUGGGGCCCUGUGAGAUCCUUGGGUCUUGCAGGAUCUCGGAUGCAUCCUUCCCUGAAGCUUCCGUGUCUGCCUCAGUAGGACUGGCAUUCUUGGCAGUUCUGCUGCUUGCCAUGAUUUGGGUGCCAGACUCUGCACUGAAGCAUCCUGAGAUGGUAAGCUGGCCUUGGACAUCUUAGUGGUGUUGGGGACCAAGUCUUGUCUUCCUGCCCCCCCACCAAAAUAUUUUUUAAAAAAUAUGCAGGAAAGUUCAAAACUUUUAUUUAACUGUGUGAUUGUAGCAGAUCUGCUAUUUUCUUGAAGGACUUUGCAAACACAACUCAAACUGCUGUGAGCUUAUACAUUAACAGACUAUAUAUAAGCCACAUGUUCUGAACAAAGUUUAAUAGACAAAACAUUGAGUCAGGAGGAAUUUGUGGAAAUGUUUAAUACAAGUAUUUGUUACAAAGUGCCAUCACACAAUUCACACAUAGAAAGUCACCUUUUCCGCUUGUCUGCACCAGUCUUGCACAUAUAUUUUACAAGGGAUUAGGUACAAUUGGAAUGUCAUUUAUUACUGUUCUCUCGUGCAUCCAAUGAAAUGGAGAAAUGCCUUCCUCUAAUAAACUGAAAAGACUUAAACAAAUGUGAAACAGUAUCCUGUACAUUUGUUCCACAUUAACUCAAAAAAUUACAGCAUCUUUGCUGGAAAACAACAAACUUGGAAGUAAUUUGUAUUUCUUUGCAUAUAUCUCUUACGCACCUCUGAUUUUUUGUUGUUUUCGAACUGUAAUUAAAUGACUUUAUUGCAACUAACAGAACCACAAAAACACUUGCCCUCAUUAGAUUUUUUUUUUUUUGCCCAAUAUUGAUUUUAUUUCAGGUGACACUACAGAAGUGGAAAGUCUGCUAAAAUGCAUUAUGAUUGUGGCAAACCAAUGCUGGGUUAUACACAGCUAAGUUAUACUUGGAGUAGACCCAUUGCAAUUAACAGACCCAAGUUAAUAAUUUUAAAUGGAUCUGCUCUAAAUAGCAGUGGAUAAUCUGUCCCUAAAAGAAGUCUCAUAAUUGAUUACUGUGAUUUAUUUUUAGCGUGCAAUGAUGCGUGGGCAGAUGUGUUAUGCGGGAGAGGAUCAGCAAGAGCAGGCAGCCGAACCCUACUUCUUGCCCAUUGCUGAAGAAGCUGACAUUCGUGAGGAUGAUAAUAUUGCCAUCAUUCAGGUUCCUGUUCCAAAAUUCUCUGACAGUGAUCCUGCGGCUAUUGUUCAUGACUUUGAAAGGGUGAGUUGUGACAAGUCUAGAACUUUCCUUUUUGAAAAUUACACCAUCUGUUGAGUUUUCAUAAUUGGCAACACAAAAAAACAAACACCCUCAUCCUUCUACAUCAAAUAACAGAAAUGAUGAUAGUAACAGCUAGCCUUGUUGCUUGCUUUAAUUUUGGUUCACCUGGUGCAAGUUAGUACAAGCACAUAAUUCACAGCUUCAGCUUACUGGCUACUAGUCUUGCCUAAAAAAAAUCACGAAUGUUUCUCCCUUUUUGAGUCCUAAUUUUGUGUGUUAAAUUGUCCAUUAUUAGUCCCCCGCCCCUUUUAAAAUGCAGUCUCUUUACAUUUCAGGUAGCAGCUCCUGAGGGUGUAUACUUGUGUUAGGAAAAGUUGUGGUGGGCAGUUUGGGAGCUACCAUUUCAAGGAAGAGGGAAACAAAAGACUGAAGUGGAGAGUGUGGGUCACAUGUGGAUGUAUCACAGGCUAGCAGUUCCCACCCCUGCUGUAGCCUGUCCACUGGUAGCAGUUAUUCAUUAUCGUGUAUAGGUUUAAGAAAGUGCCUUAAUUCAGAGUGAAAAUAGGUUGAAACUUUGUGCUGAAAGACUGAACGCAUAGUAAUGGUGAUCCUGGAAAGGGGCUGGUGCCUUACAUUCCACAACAGUAGUGUUCUGGCUGUAACUGUGUUUUGAGAUACAUAGGUCUGCCAUGCUUUGCAGUCUAUAAUUCUAUGUAUUUUUUAAGAGUAUGAAUGUAACUAUGCAAAGCUGCUAUUUAUAAAACUUUCCAAUAAGGUUGGUAAUCAACAUAGACUUAACACUUAUUUUCAGAUAAUAAAUCUCCUUUUUUAUUCUUGGUUCUGUUGUCACUAUGUCAUCUUCUCUCUGCCACCUUAAACUUGUUACAUGACUUGUAAGUGAUUUAUGUGCAAAUUGCUUAUCUUCAAAAUGGAUGUCAAGAAUGUAUUACUCUAAGACCUUUGGUUAGAAUGGCUGUUUUAAAAAGUUAUUAGCAUCUUUGCUUGCCAAAAUAGAUUCUCUUACUCCAUUGGAAAGGACUCUUUCUCUGUGUUGGAAGGGAACCUUUUGAUAAAUCCCAGUACUUGAAACUUUAUUGCUUCUCUUCAAAUCGGUUACAUAAUUUCAUUGAUUUAAUCUUUAAAGCACUUGGAAUAUUUUUAUAAGAACUAAUUUAAAAACAAUGACUUAAGGAAGUUAAGUGAAGGAAAGUUUUCUGCCCCCUCUUCCCACCUAUACUCACUCAUUAAGACUCCUAAACUGCCUCUCUAGAGGGUUGGGGAACCCUCUUGAAUAAUGUGGAACUGAUCACACGUUGCUGCUGGAAAAAGGAGGAGACGGGAAAAUUUCCUACUCUUGAGAUUCCUUCUGUUAUCUUAGAGACCAAGACAACAGGCAUAUUAAUGUAUGUAUUCAAAUUACUGAGAUUUCCUGUUUCUUCUUGCAGCUCCUGACUGCCUACCUUGAUUUGCAGCUGGGUAACUGCUAUGUGAUCCCUCUGAACACAUCCAUUGUUAUGCCACCACGGAAUCUGAUGGACCUCUUUUCAAAAUUAACGGUUUGCAUUGUUAUAUUUCAGUGUAACAUGGGGAAGAGUUUUCUUUUUCUAUGAAGACAGUGAAAUGUAUUAUUGUUUAUCAAUGGUAUCUUUUCUUCAGCGAUAUCUUUCUUUAGCUGGCACGUAGCUUGCUUACAAAAAGUCUGUUGAUGACCAGUGUUGGUUGACUGAUGGCUUAUUGAGAGCAUCUGUAUCACUGAUGCCAAAAGUAUAAACACUGUUUUCAGUAUGAUGCACGUAAUGUUUUUAUUUGCGUCACUCAGAAUUUAUAGGCAGAGAUAGGACAAGCCUAACUAUGUCUAGACCUUCUUACUUGCAUUUAGAUGCAGGCAGCUGAUGAGACUGAAUAGAUCUCUACUUAACUUUGUUACAAGCCCAGGCAGGGGCUGCUUCCUAAAUCAAGCAUACUUAAAUAGUAAACUACAUUAAACUGAGACUUCCUUACAAGUGGAUUGGUGCGGGGAGCCUUUUUCAGUCUAAGGUUCACAUUCACUUCUGGGCGGCCUGGAAGCCAAAUGCCAACAGGGGGUGGAGUAAUGGAUUUAACUACUACCUUGGUACAGGAAGCUAUAUUCUAGCCAUGCAAAAGUCACAGGUUUAUACACACACACACACACACACACACACACACACACACCAUACUAGGAAGCAAGAGAAAUUAUCAUUAUUCAUGGACAAAUCCUUCUUCAGAAAUUUCUAUCAAGUGCAUUUGGUAAGAACUCCUAGAAACAUGACCCCAAGGAAUAACCUUUUGUGAUCAAGAUCUGGGCACACUAUCUGCAAUAAAUCUUGCUUUAAUCAUCUGAAGUUUUCACCUUUUCUCAUAGAUUCCACAUGUAUAGUUGCUCCCUUUAUUUAAAGUUCCUUUGCAAAUGUGAAUCUUCUUCUUUGGGUAUUGAAAAAAAAGAAUUGCAAAUAUUCAUAUUGGUGAUAUUUGUGUUUUUCUACAGACUGGUUCCUAUUUGCCUCAGACUUACCUUGUUCGUGAAGAAAUGGUUGUGACAGAAAAGAUUGAUAAUGUGUCGGAUCUGGGCAUUUUCAUUUACCAGCUCUGUGUAGGGAAGGAAACUUUCAGGCUUCAGCACAGAGAUAAGACCAAUGGUGAGUAUUUCAACUGAGAAUGUAAACUUAGCUUCUUAUCUUAAGCAGAAAAAAAUAAAAUCUAAAAAUCUUCUGUAAGCUUCCAGAAAGAGCUUUACUUGACAAAUCUAUCUAGUUUUUUUCUUUUUUAAUUUUCCUUUAAUAGAAAAGGCUUUUUCUUUCUAAGGUUACAUAUGGGAAAGUGGAGGUACAUGGUGAAACUAAAUCAUUAAACUGGUGAAAAGUCAAUGUUAACACCUCUAGCAGUAGUUCAAGCAUGAAUAUUCUGAUAAAGUCAGAAAUUUAAGAUUUUGUUCAGAAUCUAAAAAUGUUUGAACAGUUAGCUGCAUUGGUGUCUUGCUUGAUGGUAUUUUGGAAGUAUUUGGUUCAGUAUUUAGCUAGUGAAAUGUGGGAAACUUCACACAGUGGCUCAUUUCCAGGGUAGGAAAAGUGUUUGUACCCAACCUGCACAUCACUAUCCCUAACACUCCUUCCAGAAUUGCAUUUCCCUGGUUUUAAAUCAAUAGAUACAUUCAGCUUGGCACAUGCAGCCAUAAACAGACUAACCAGGAAAUAAAUCUUCUAUCUGAAAUCUUCAUAUACUGUUCAGCAUUAAUUGGUGUUGUGUUCUCUUAUUUAGGCCUUCAGAAACGCUCAGCUGAAAAGUGUCAUUCAAUCCGGCACUUUGAAAACUUGUUUGUUGUGGAAACCAAGAUCUGUCAGCAGUGAAAAGUACAGGGUAGAAAGUGACAAUCACACAUCUUCAUUAAGAAGUCGAAGCUUUAUAUCUUUAUUUUCAGAAUUAAAACAUGCAGUGAUAAUCAAAACCUUAUGCUUUUUUGUGGGUUGCUUAAAUUUAAAAACAAAAGAAGGAAAUUCCAAAUUUACCAUGAUUUUUUCUUUGUGUCCCUGGUGUGGCUAAAUUUUCUAGCUUUCAUUCGCACUUGCUAACACAAAAGUGAAUACCCUAUACCCACCUGAUUAUCGGUUUCACAGCAUAGUCUUACACAUCUACUUGGAAGUCUUAUUUUGUUAAGAGACUUACUCCAAAUUAAGUGUGUAGGAUUGCAGCCUCAAACUAAUUUAAAAAAGGACUGCAAGUAGCAAAUUCCUACAUAGAAAUGUAGUCCAGUCAACACCUGACUCUUUACAGAAUGAUGAAAGUAACACAUUAAUAUCUGGUUUGCACAUUUAUGUGUAGCUCUGUAGGAUUGCUCUACGGUAAGUCUGGUAAGAAACUACAUCAAGACUUCUAAGGUUUAUUUGAACUUCAUAGAAAAAGCAUGUAAACUAACCUUGGUAAUCAUAAACAUUUUUUUCCAUUUUGUGCAAUUACUGUAUUGAACUUGUAUGUAUAUUUGGAACCUUCCCUGAGUUGACUUUAGUACUUCUUUAUUUUGGUUCUUUGGUGAUAUUUAGUUAUAUGUUCAGGAGCAGUUACUCUUUAAAAGCUUUUAUGUUAGUAUUUUGCCGCUGGACUGGUUUCAACAUCUUUAUUGCAAGCUUAUGUAAUUACAACCUGAUUUGGCCCAAUUGUCAUUGUUUCUGUAGCUGUGAAUUUCAACCCUCCAAACCUAUAUUUGAGAAUAACUUCUUAUAAGCACAGUAGCACUAAGACUGCAGUUGAAAGUAUUAUCUUUGCUGAAGACUGUGGUACACGAUGGUAAAGGGAUUGUUAGUGAGCUGCUGAGUGUUUUGUAUAAGGGACUUUAUAUUUCUCACAAAUCCUGCAGCCCUCCAAUAAAUGUUUCUUUAAGACUAUGGUGGUGGUCUCACUUUGUUGGCAAUAAAAGUAAUUGUGAGAGGGAAUAUUAAUGCUGUCAAAAUAUUGGUAGCGUAUCACUCCUGCGCUGAAACUGCUAUAGUCAAGAACCAUGUAUUCUACAGUACUUCAGAAUGUUAUAUUAGGUGCAGAAUCUAGUUUCCUGAGAAACUUAGGCUUUCAUGUUUGUGUUUUGCCAUCAUUGUUCUGAAUUAUAGGCAAAGAUUUGUGUAUCUCUAGAGCUAAAGGCGUGGAGGAAUUGAUCACAGGGUUUCCUUUUCUCUCACAGACUAACAAAGAAUAAAGUAUGUAACUUGUAUAUAGUUGGAGAAUAAAGUAUGCACCUGAGAGAGGCAUAAUUUAGCCUGCUGAAUUCAUUUAUUCAUGGGUGGGGUGAGAGGUGCUUGUGAAUCCUGUUUACUGAAAACCUUCCCAUACACCAAAUAAAGAAGCUGUCAGAUA